Molecule: messenger RNA, 1305 nt
Organism: Kwoniella shivajii
Lineage: Eukaryota; Fungi; Basidiomycota; Tremellomycetes; Tremellales; Cryptococcaceae
Exons: 7
Coding region: 1-1305 (434 amino acids)
Biological process (GO): membrane protein proteolysis
Cellular component (GO): lumenal side of endoplasmic reticulum membrane; cytoplasmic side of endoplasmic reticulum membrane; membrane
Molecular function (GO): aspartic endopeptidase activity, intramembrane cleaving
Source: RefSeq, a predicted model, not a curated record
AUGCCUCAAGAUGCAGGGCUGAUUGGAUCAUACCUCUCAUUGGGAAUUCAAGCAUUAUUACCUAUAUUUCUAGGCUCAUUUAAAUCCCUUAAAACACCAGAGUCCACUUUGCGCAAGAGACGAUUAUCGCGCAAAGCACAGUUAUUAGGUGAAGAUGAAGAUGAGGACGAGGAAGAGGAAGCCAUUGAGGAGACAUUGACGUGGACAGAUUCAUUACUAUUCCCUGUAUUUGGAUCGAUAGCUUUGGUUGGAUUAUGGUUGAUAUUGAAAUAUGGUGGAAGAGAAUGGAUCAAUAUCAUUCUUGGCGUCUAUUUCACAGGAGCAGGGAUGUUCGCCAUGCAUUCUACCUUUUCAUCCAUCACAAAUUGGACCACACGAGGGCUAGGGUAUAAAUCUACCACAUAUCAUAUUCGAAUUUCCGCUGGCAUUCGACAAAUAUUCCAUCUACCAACUACACUUCCUUCGCUUGUGCUUAUUCCGGUCUCGAUAGCGCUUCCACUAUUAUACAUUCCGCUUGGUCGACCCUACAUCUUAUCCAACGUCUUAGCUCUUUGCUUAUCGACAGCAACACUGGCAUUACUGAAACUUGAUUCGUUCUUGACUGCAUUCAUCCUAUUAGGUGUCUUGUUGAUCUAUGACAUCUUCUGGGUCUUUGCUACUCCUGUGAUGGUAACCGUUGCUAAAGGAAUCGAUGCUCCUAUCAAAAUCAUGUCACCCAAGACGUCACCUUUUGGACAUCCAAAAGAAUUUUCAAUGUUGGGACUAGGUGAUAUCGUUAUUCCUGGCUUAGUUAUCGCUUUGUGUCUCCGAUAUGAUUUGGCAAGAUACGUUAACACUCAUCCAAAUGAAGAAGUUACAACGAGAAGCAAAUUCUCCAAACCAUAUUUCUACAUCGGUAUCAUAAGUUAUAUUUUUGGAUUGGGAACUACAAUGGUUGUAAUGCAUACUUUCAAAGCUGCUCAACCUGCUUUACUCUACCUCUCGCCAGCUUGUACUCUGGGACCACUCUUAUUGGCUUUGGCAAGAGGAGAGAUCAAAGAUUUAUGGGCUUGGUCCGAUGCUCCGAAACAAGAAGAAGAUCAAAAAGUUAUCGACGAGAGUAUUGAAGCUGCUUCUGAAGUAGCAAUCAAAGCUCGAGCAGAAGUCAAGGCUGCUCAAGCGACAUCUGACAAUCAGACGGAAGUACCUGAGAUCAAUGGCGAUGCAGGCACAGUGUUAGAUCAAGAUGAUAGCUGGAUGACAAGCGGAUCAAUCAAUACCGAUGAGGGGAAAGCUAGGAAGCGAAAAGGUGGAAAGAAAAAGUAG